GCUAAGAAUGGCAGCGGAAUAAAAGUGGAUCUUCACUACGGAUUGGCCAAUAAAAUUGCCGUUGAAGACUUUUUUGAGAGGAUGCUCACCUCAGUCAACACCCGCAAAUCUGAAUUCUAGUCCAGCUCUAGUAACCACCCAGGCACUUACUCAACAGGUGGUGCUGAUUCCUGUGAGGUUGUGAGAUAAAUUUGAAUUUGAACUUCUCCUACUACCAACGGCGCUUCCCAACAAAGUCAUGGCCGACAAAACGGAACACCAGAGGUCUGAUCACGGAGGCUCUCCGGCGACGGAGAAAAGAAAGUCUAUUGACGGGACUCUUGAUCAACCAGUCUUGGAAAAUGAACCAGCAACGAAAAAGCAGAAGCUGCCUGUCCGCGGCAAGAACGCCGUUUACAGCAGCCAUAAGUCUGUCAGCAUCGAGAUCCCACUUUCAAGGUUGCCCAAAGAGACAAGGGUAAUUGAGGAGAUUGGGGACAGCCAGGAUGAGGGGGAUGUGAGCGGCGACGAGGAGAUCUUCAAAACGCCCAUAGCGGAGAGGAAGCACAUCGUCUUCGACGACGAUGACCACGAUGAGUUUGUCACUCCAUUGGAAAAGCCCGCAAAGGAGUGGUUGGAGAGCAGCGCUGCUCCGCCUACCCAGCCUGGGCCUGGAUCGGAGAACCCGGUUGGGGAGGAGGAGGAAGACUCCGACGACGACGCUCCACCAGAGGCGGUUUCUUCACGUCAAGCUGCCGCACAAUCAACAGGACACGCCCAAGCCGCCGCCCAGGCUGCUGAAGAACAAACUGCUGCCAAGAGACGCAAGCGCCAAGAGCGAGAUGCGUUGUUCAAGAAGCAAGCCGAGGCGCGCAAGCGUACUUCGGAGCUCGCCGCGCAGGAUGGGAGAUCGGGGUCUGUGGACGACUUGGAUCAGGCAGCUGGCGAAGGAUUGAGGCCAGAGGUGCAGCGGAAGAGGAAGCUGGAGAUUCCUGAUGUCCUCCCCCUUGAACUUCUCGAGUCUGACGAUGAAGACGACGAGGAGACGGGGAAAACUGAGCUGGCAACGGCUCGGCAAGCUAAGAAGGUUAGAUUUGAUAACGGGGAAAGAAGGUCGUCUCGCGGGGACCGGCCACCGCGCGACCGGAGAGUCGGCUCGACCGUGUAUCGAGUCAUGACGGACAAGACGGAUGGGAAGCUGGCUCCCAAGGCUGGCAAGCAAUCCAAGAACCGGAGAGAGGUCAUGUUGGUGAGAAAGAGAGCUCCGAAAAGGAGAGGCGGCUUCUUCGUUAAGGGCUAGAGUGAUAGACUCCGGACCAACCCGUUGAAGAUUUACAUAUUUCAGCGUUGGAGGUGGGCUUGAACAACAGGGUUGUCACAACAAUGAUGCGCUGCAGCCGAGAGAAACAGGCUAUGAGACAGCUGGGACUUUACCAUUGCCCCUUUCCAAGAACCUUUGCAUACCCACCUAGAGAAAUAUCAUCCAUGAGUGA
This is a messenger RNA of Phialemonium atrogriseum, 1472 nucleotides long. RefSeq lists its product as uncharacterized. Lineage: Eukaryota; Fungi; Ascomycota; Sordariomycetes; Cephalothecales; Cephalothecaceae. The coding region runs from base 239 to 1279 and encodes 346 amino acids. The record is from RefSeq and is a predicted model, not a curated record. Gene Ontology annotation, biological process: rRNA processing. The transcript is spliced from 2 exons. Gene Ontology annotation, molecular function: snoRNA binding.